UUCCGUUAAUAGUUUACUAAUACUACUCAUCGCAUUCAUUCUUGCUUUCCUUCUCUCUAGAUUUAUUAGUUGAAGGUAUUACUGUACUAGAACAACAAUGAAAAAGAAUGCGUGGCUUCUCUUAUGCCUGCUUUUUAUGGAAUGUUAUCUCGAUAAAGCCAUGGGAAGGGGAAUAGCAACGCAAGAGAAGGAAGAUGCAGCAAUGCCAGUGGCAACAAUGUCGCCGCCGGAAGGCAACACGACAUUCAUCGACGGCACGACAUGGUGUGUAGCGUUAGGCGGUGUUUCUCAAGUUGAUUUGCAGAAUGCUCUGGACUGGGCUUGUGGCCUUGGAAUGGCGGAUUGCGCCGCCAUUCAACAAGGCGGAGCGUGUUAUGAACCGGACACACUGCUGUCUCAUGCAUCCUUUGCCUUCAACAGCUAUUAUCAAUCUAAUGGCAACUCUGAUAUUGCUUGUAAUUUUGGAGGAACUGCUACUAUCACCAAACAUAAUCCCAGUUAUGGAAAAUGUGUCUUUCGUACUUCUGGAUCUUUAGAUUCUUCUACAGCUUCUAUGGGAAAACACAGGCAAAGCUUGAUUUGGUGGGAAAAAAUUGGUACCAUUCUAUGGCUUUCAUACAUUUGGAUGUGAGUUAUGGUCGGUGAAGCUGUGUGUGCAAAA
Molecule: messenger RNA, 661 nt
Organism: Arachis stenosperma
Lineage: Eukaryota; Viridiplantae; Streptophyta; Magnoliopsida; Fabales; Fabaceae
Product: glucan endo-1,3-beta-glucosidase 13
Exons: 4
Coding region: 98-631 (177 amino acids)
Source: RefSeq, a predicted model, not a curated record